CAUUCAAUGCAGACAUGUUUGUAUUGACUGCCAUAUAGUAAAUGUGGGAAAUUGAUGGGAUUUUCAAAACUCCCUUUUCCCCUUUCAUUUAUUCGUUUCUCUCUUCCUUUUACUUUUGCUCUGCAUUUACUUCCAUCUGAGAGAAUGUAUGAACAAAGUGGAGGAGUAGUUGGUGGAGUUGUUGGAUGCUGUUUUCUGCUCUUAUGUUUCCUCCUAUGCCUUAAUCCAACAAUGUCCUUUUGUUUUUUCAUAUUUCAUCUCUCCCAUUCUCUUGUCAACUUCCUUUUUUGUUUGAUUGUUUUUGUUCUUACAAUCAUCUUUCUGGGCUUGUGUCUGGAUAUUGAAAUGCUUCCUAGGUUUCUAUAUCCAAGCUUUAUGAAAAUGGGUAUCUGGGAUUUUUCAGUAAUCUUUGGGAUUCUAAGUUCAGAAAAGCAAAAGUCAUCUUGUUUGGGAUAACUUUGAAUCUGGGUUUUGCAUCUUUUUUGAAAUUUUGAAUGAGUUGUUGUUGAUGGAGCUGAAAUUUGAAAUAAAACCAUUUUCAGUGAUGGGCCCUUGAAGAAAGUUAAGGGGGUUCUCCUCUGAUCGCAUUAAAGGGUGAUAAAGUAAAGGCUUCUCUGCAAUGUACCAAAAGUUGAGCAAUGUGACCUAAUGCAUUGCCCUUACUAAGUUUAAUUGAAAAACCAAAAGCGAAACAAAAGAGAAGCAACUGAUUCCCCACACUUUUUUUUUCACUCUAUCUCGGAAAAUCGGAAACUCUCCUUUUGCUUUCGAAAUUGGUAGUUUAAAGCCUGAGUUUCUUGAAGCAGAGGUGUACAAUUUCUUUGGUUUUAUGUAGAAUUCAUGCAUCUUUCACUAUGGAAGCCGUUGUCCCAUUGCGCUGCUUUAAUCAUGGACAAGAAAACAAGAAGACGACAUGGGUCUGGAGUAACAGAGAGGCGAAAAUCGUCUAUUCUCAGGCAAUUGCAAGAAAACAAGCUCAGAGAGGCAUUGGAAGAAGCUUCUGAAGAUGGGUCUCUCGCAAAAACUAGAGACAUUGACUGUGAAUCGCCAAAUCAGGACAGGAAUGUUCGACGGUCAAGAUCUUUCGCUCGGCUUCAUGCUCAAAAGGAGUUUCUACGCGCCACCGCACUCGCCGCGGACCGGACUUAUUGCAGGGAGGAUUCAAUUCCGAAUCUCUUUGAUGCUUUCACCAAAUUCCUCACUAUGUACCCAAAAUUUCAAACGUCGGAAAAAAUCGACCAGUUGAGAUCAGAAGAGUAUGAACAUCUUUCAGAGUCGUUCUCGAAGGUAUGUCUUGAUUACUGUGGUUUUGGUUUGUUUUCUCACAUUCAAACACAACAAUUUUGGGAAUCUUCUGCGUUCUCUCUCUCUGAAAUCACUGCCAAUUUGAGCAACCACGCGCUAUACGGUGGCGCUGAGAAGGGGACGAUUGAACAUGAUAUCAAGACUAGGAUUAUGGAUUAUCUGAACAUUUCUGAGAAUGAAUAUGGGCUUGUUUUCACAGUCAGUAGAGGAUCGGCUUUUAAGCUCUUAUCUGAGUCUUACCCUUUUCAUACUAAUAAGAAAUUGCUGACUAUGUUUGAUCAUGAGAGUCAAUCUGUGAGUUGGAUGGCUCAAAGUGCUAAAGAGAGAGGUGCAAAGGUUUAUAGUGCAUGGUUUAAGUGGCCAACAUUGAGACUCUGUUCAAGGGAGCUCAGGAAACAGAUUACAAACAAGAGGAAGAGGAAGAAGGAUUCUGUUGCUGGACUCUUUGUAUUUCCUGUUCAGUCCAGAGUUACAGGAGCAAAGUAUUCUUACCAAUGGAUGGCGCUUGCCCAGCAGAACAAUUGGCAUGUAUUGCUUGAUGCAGGCUCACUUGGUCCUAAGGACAUGGAUUCAUUGGGACUUUCUCUCUUCAGGCCAGAUUUUAUCAUCACCUCGUUUUAUCGUGUUUUCGGGUCAGAUCCAACUGGGUUUGGCUGCUUGUUGAUCAAGAAAUCUGUUAUAGGGAGCUUGCAAAGCCAAUCUGGGCGCACUGGUACAGGAAUGGUGAGGAUACUUCCCAUUUUUCCUCAGUAUAUUGGUGAUUCGAUUGAUGGUUUGGACGUCUUGGCUGGAAUAGAAGAUGAUGUAAUCAAUGAGGAUUCUGAAACUGAGAAGCAUCCGGAGUCACGAAUGCCUGCUUUUUCGGGUGUUUUUACACCGAACCAGGUGAGGGAUGUGUUUGAGACUGAGAUGGAGCAUGAUAAUAAUAGCUCGGAUAGGGAUGGGGCUAGUACCAUUUUUGAGGAAGCUGAGAGCAUCUCAAUUGGUGAGGUUAUGAAGAGUCCAAUCUUCAGUGAGGACGAGUCGUCAGACAAUUCAUAUUGGAUUGAUUUGGGUCAGAGUCCCUUUGGUUCUGAUAAUUCUGACCAUCUGAUCAAGCAAAAAACAUGGUCACCCUUACCACCAUCUUGGUUUUCUGGAAAGAGGAACAAUAGGAAACGUUCGCCAAAACCAGCAUCUAGGUUGUUGAAAAGUCCGAUGUGCAGCAAUGAUAAGCGAGCAAAUGCAAGGCACCGUAAUGAUUCGGUGUUGUCAUUUGAUGCAGCUCUAUUAUCAAUGUCACAGGAUUUCAGCUGUGUGCAGGGGAUCCCCGAAGAAGAACAAUCUGGAGAGCAAGACUCUUGCUGUGGAAAUGUUGGAAGUUUGAGGGAUUCUCAUGUUGUUAGUGAGAUUCAAGAGGAUUCAGAAACUGGAGAAGAAUCGGCUAGGUUGAGUUUUGCAUCAAAUGGAAUCCAUCCUGCAAAUCAUACUUCUGAGUUUUGGGAUCUGAAGCGUUCGAAUUCCACAACAUCUGGUGCCUUCAAUGACCUGAAGGAAAGUGCCAUAAGAAGAGAGACAGAGGGGGAAUUUAGACUCUUGGGUAGGAGAGAAAGGAGUAGAUUUUCUGAACAUGGGUUCUUUGGUUUAGAAGAGGGAGAUAGAGCGAUAAGCAUGGGUCGCCGAGUAUCAUUUAGAGUAGAAUAUAAUGAAAAAGAAAGUUUGAACGAGAUGUUCGAGCUCGGUGAAGCAUCGUGUACAGCCUUUGGCAAUGAAGAAUCAACGAGUGAUGGAGAAUACGUCGAUGAGCAAGAAUGGGGAAGGAGGGAGCCUGAAAUGAUUUGCCGGCAUCUUGAUCAUAUCGAUAUGUUGGGCCUCAACAAGACUACCCUACGUCAAAGGUAUCUCAUUAACUGGCUUGUCACUUCGCUACUUCAACUCCGAUUACCCGGGCAAGAUGAUGUAGGGGUUCAGCUUGUACAACUGUAUGGACCAAAGAUCAAGUAUGAAAGAGGUGCUGCUAUUGCUUUCAAUGUAAAAGAGAGCAAUGGUAGAGGGCUAAUACAUCCAGAAGUUGUACAAAAACUAGCCGAAAAUAAUGGAAUAGCUCUUGGAGUUGGCAUUCUCAGCCAUGUGCGGGCAGUGGACGUCCCGAAGCAGAAUUCUGGACAGUAUGAUCUCGAAGACAUGGCAUUGUGUAAACCUAUGGGUAAUGGCCAUAACAGGAAGAAACUAUUUUUCCGGGUCGAGGUUGUCACAGCGUCCCUUGGAUUCCUUACCAACUUUGAUGAUGUUUAUAAAAUGUGGGCUUUUGUAGCCAAGUUUCUGAAUCCGUCAUUUCUUGAAAACAAUACUUUGUCUUCCGUCCCUGAGAGUUCGGAAUCCUAUCACCGGAGCAUGUUUUAGAGUGCGUUUAUCCUGGUGGAAAUUGGAAAGUUGAACUCAUUUAUCAGGAGAUGCUGCAAAGUAUAGCACAGCCUGCUAAAAGUCCAACUUUUCCUGCCAAGCAGAUGAUAAUUUGUUCGUACUGACUUAGACGACAAGCACACCGUUUGUUUCGAGUGAGCGUUUUUAAACUUUACCAUCCGUGCAUCGAUGCAGUGAAGGUUGUGGCCAUGUGCUGUGAAAUAUGAACUGGAUCACUUCUGGCGAAACAAAAAAGACAAGAGGAAAGGGUUUGGGUGGUCUCUGCCACUAAUUGAUCUUCUUAGUUUAGAAUAUACAAGAUUGGAAGCUCGGUAAGUUGGUGCUUUUUAACUUUGCCCACAGCUAAUUUACAAACUUCUUUGAAAUCUUUUGUGCAUUUUACUUAAAGAUAUAGAAUCUAUGGUCUUUGUUUUUGCCUUUGAUCUUCUAUUUUGAUUGCAUUUAUUUGUUUAAGGAUGCAUGAAUGUACAAUUAGGGAAAAACUUGGGUGCAACAUGGGCUAGUCCGACCCAUGUUUUUGUAGUCCACCUAGUUUGUACUCUGUCCAACUACAAUUUGCCACUUUGGCAAACCAUCUUUCUUCUUUUCCUUAGAUAUAUUUAUAUAUAUAUAUAUAUAUAUAUUUUCUUUGUUAUGAUUGGAAUUGGGGGCAAAAACAUUGGUAUGUACAGCCAGAAAGCAAUGAAAUCUUUCCCAUCUUGUCAA
Molecule: messenger RNA, 4413 nt
Organism: Cucumis melo (muskmelon)
Lineage: Eukaryota; Viridiplantae; Streptophyta; Magnoliopsida; Cucurbitales; Cucurbitaceae
Exons: 2
Coding region: 841-3687 (948 amino acids)
Source: RefSeq, a predicted model, not a curated record